Entamoeba dispar SAW760 is the source of this 750-nucleotide messenger RNA. RefSeq lists its product as uncharacterized. The transcript has a single exon. NCBI's taxonomy places the organism in Eukaryota, Evosea, Mastigamoebida, Endamoebidae. The coding region runs from base 1 to 750 and encodes 249 amino acids. The record is from RefSeq and is a predicted model, not a curated record.
AUGGCUAAGGCUAGUACUACUUCAACCAAACUUCAAUCAAUUAAUAGAAAUCUUUCUGUUGAUAGAGAAAGACUUUCUAAUGCUUGUGUAAUUGGGUUAUAUGUUGUUCUUGGUAAUUCCGUUACAGUUAAACUUCCAUCAAAGAAAUCAAAAAAUACACUUGCACAUCUUUCUAUUGCCAAUGCUUUUAUUAAUGGAAAAGAUGUUAAUGAGCUUGUUCAAGAACAAUAUGCUUUUCCAAGUGUUUUAGAUAAAAAUAAAAGAAGAGAUAAAGAAGUUGCUAUUUUUAAUGCUAUUUCUAAAGAAGUAGCAAGGAUUCAUUUUAAACUUGCUAAGAGAACAGCUGCAAUUAAAACUCUUAAGUUAAAGAUAUAUAAAGAAAUAGGUCCAUUUAAUAAAAACGGUGUUACUUUAUUUGGGAAUGAAGUUACUUCAAGUUUAAUGAAAAGAAAUCCUUGUGGAAGAUGUUCUCAAAGAGCUUAUGUAGAGUUAAAAGGAUAUGAUGAAGAAAUAGUAAAUAUUUUCCAUUCUAUCUGUGAUAAAAAAGAAAAUGUUACUGAUAACUAUAUCUCAGAUUAUCCUGAAUUAUUUAGAACUGAUUUAAAACCAGAAAUGGAAUUUGAUAAAAGAAGUGAUGAAGUUGUGAGAAAUACUCCAACUUUUGAAAAUUCAUGUGUUAGAGGUGUGUUUAAACUUUCCAAUGAAAACUUUUAUUCAACUGAAACAGCUAACUGGUUCACUAUUGAAUAA